UACCAGUGACUUGCAUGAAAGUUCAACAGAUUCCAGCCGGCACCGGAGUCAUGAUCCCGCUAUAUUUAGUCGCACUUGCGCUGACACUUAUCGGUUUCGUUGUUCAUCGAUUGAUUAGUAAAAAAUCAUCAUUUGCUAGGAAUCUACCAUCGGUGGAACCACGUUACCCUUUGAUUGGAAACGGACUACUGGUACUGUGGAAGAAUGAUGAGCAAAUGUUCCGGAACUUCACCGGAGCCAUGGCUCAUCCGGCUCCGUUGUUCAAUUUUUGGCUGGGCCCGAUUCCGGCCGUUUGCAGCAGCGAUCCGGAAAUGGUGCAACGCAUUUUGACUCAUCCAGAUUGUAUGGAGAAGCCGUUUUUGUAUAAUUUUGUGAAGAUGGAACAGGGAAUGUUUGCUGCCAAGUUCCAUCACUGGAAACAGCAAAGGAAACGUUACAAUCCAACGUUCAACCAGAAAAUUCUCAACGGCUAUAUUCCGAUUUUUGAAAGGUGCUGCCAAGUUUUGGUCGAUAAGUUACAUUCCAAAUUGAAGCUCGGAUCAGGUAGCUUCCAGAUAUCUGAAUUCGUUCAUCGAUGUGCACUGGAAAUGGUCUGCUCAACAACCAUGGGAGUAGAUAUCAAUAGGAAUCCGGGGGCCGAUAGACUGGUCCAUUUGAUGCAGACGUCCUUCGAGCUGGUUUCUAGAAGGAUGUUCCGAUUCUAUUGGUACCCAGAAUGGAUUUACCAACUGACGUCGGAUUACCGCGAAGAUUGCAAUGCCAGAAAGGAAGCCUUCGGAUAUGGAAAAACAAUGAUUAAAGAGAGACUCGACCAGCAGUUGGACAAAAACAAAAUUUCAUCAACCGGAAGUGAUCCAGAAAACGAAAUUUAUCAUAAACCGCAAACCUUUUUGAACGAAUUGUUGGACCUAUUUGUGAAUGAUCAAAUUUCGGAGGAUGAGCUUCUACACAACACUUUUUUGAUGAUUGUUGCUGGCAGUGAUACUUCAGGUGGUGAAAUGGUGUUUCUAGCUCUGAUGUUGGGUCUUCAUCCGGAGUUACAGGAAAAGGUUUAUCAAGAAAUCGUUGACGUUCAUCCUUCAGAUGGAAAACUGGAGAUUACUCCAGAAUCCUUACGUAAACUGGAAUACACCGAGAUGAUUAUCAAAGAAGUUCUCCGACUUUUCCCAAUGGCACCGAAUAUAUUGAGGGCUUCGAUGAAAGAUGUUCAGCUAACAGAGGGCUUGACCAUACCCAAGGAUACGAUGUUCUUCGUUAGCCUGAUUAAUCUACAUCGCCGGCCGGAUGUUUGGGGACCGGAUGCUGAUCGAUUUGAUCCGGAGAGGUUUUCUCCCGAGCGGUCUGCUGGAAGACAUCCGUUUGCUUUUCUUCCCUUUAGUGGUGGCAAAAGAGAUUGUAUUGGGUACCGUUACGCGAUGAUGAGCUUGAAAGUCAUGGUGGUAUAUUUGUUGCGAAGUUUUAAGCUAUCAACGGACUGUAAAAUUGAGGAUUUACGCUUUCGUAUGGAUGCAAUGCUGAAGCUGGUUGAGGAACCCCAAGUUUCCUUCGAAAUUCGCGUUUUUCCGGAUUAUCUAGUGUUUCGAAAUAUGUUGACCGCUCUCGGAAUAUUGAUCCUCACGAUUGGUCUGACUAUCUACGGCUAUUGUAGAUAUCGGUUCAGAUUCGCCGAUCCCAUUCCGAAUGCUAGCCUGCCGAAGCAUAUAUUUUUUGGCCAUGGACUGUCCUUUAGGAGAAUCAAUCCGGUCAGGAUUUAUUGGGUGCUGAAGCGAGCCUACGACAACAAGGAAAGGAUAUUCAAGAUCGCUUUCGGGCCGAUGCCGGUGAUUUGCCCCAUUCAUCCGGAUCUGGUGCAGAAGGUGCUCUGCGAUUUUGCCACCAUCGAUAAGCCGUACUUCUACGAUUUUACCCAGCUUACCAACGGAUUGUUUGGAGGACCAUUGAUAUUUUCGGUUAGUCUUGCGAUCUACAGCUACUGUAGAUAUCGGUUUAGAUUUGCCGAUCCCAUUCCCGAUGCCAAUCUGCCCAAGGUGCCGUUUUUCGGGAAUGGCCUCUCGUUCCGGGGAGUCAAUCGAUUGAAGAUUUAUCCGGUGUUGCAUCAGGCCUUCAACACUAAGGCAAGGCUGUUCAAGAUCACCUUUGGGCCGAUGCCGAUCAUUUGCCCGAAUCAUCCGGACCUUAUGCAGAAGGUUAUGCUCGAUCCGGCCUCGAUGGAUAAACCGUACUUCUAUGACUUCUUUGGAAUCACCCAGGGAUUGUUUGGACUUCCAUAUUCAACCCCAAAAGGAUCGGAAAUGUUUCUCGCGACGCUUGCCUUUCUGUUUUUCGGAGUUCCGUUGGCCGCGUACAUUUAUGCAAGGAUCAUCUUCCGGUUUGCGGAUCGGAUUCCCUCGGUCGGGAAGUUGGUUCCGUUUUUCGGCAAUGGGUUGGAUUUUGCGCACAAAAAUUCGUUCGAAAUUUUCCAGAGCCUGUACAGUGCCUACCGGACCAAGGUGCGGAUUUUUAAGCUGCAGUUUGGACCGAUUCCGGUGAUCUGUCCCAAUCAUCCGGAUCUGCUGGGCAAGGUGCUCGUGGAGGUGGCCAGCUUGAAUAAGCCCUACGUCUACAACUUCAUUCGGGUGCCGCAGGGGCUGCUGGGGGCUCAGUAUGAUCUAUGGAAAGCGCAUCGCAAAGUGCUGAACCCAACCUUCAAUCUGCGGAUCCUGAACAGCUUCCAGCCGAUCUUCAACGAUUGCGUGAAUACGAUGAUGCGCAACAUCAAGGCCCAUGUGAAGCCAGGAGAACCGAUGAACAUCCUGGAGUUCACGUCGCCUUGUACGCUAUCGAUGGUUACGCGGACUUCCCUUGGAGGUCGGGUUUUGGAACGCGAAGGAACCAAGGAGUUCUGCGAAGGAAUGGAAAGUCUACUGCAUCAGUUGGGAAUCCGGAUGUUUAACGCCAAUCUUCAUCCGGAUUGGGUGUAUCGGUAUACCCGAAUCUAUCGGGCAGAAAUGAAGGCUCGUAACUUCUGCUGUGCUUGGACAGAUAAGAUUUUGGAGGAAAAGAAACAGGAGCUCGCAAAAAAGAAAGAAGACAUGAAUAACAACGCCGACUCCAAGGAAGAGAAUGAAGACAACGAAGUUUCCUACAAAAAGCCACAGAUUUUCAUCGAUCAGCUGCUAACGAUUCCACUACCCGAUGGCAGACCCUUCAGUGAUCAGGAAAUUCUCGACGAGAUUUACACGAUGAUAGCUGCGGGUAACGAAACAUCAGCGGUGCAAUCUGCGCACACCAUCCUCCUCCUAGCAAUGCACCCGGAAAUUCAGGAACGAGCCGUCGAGGAAAUUCUGCGAGUAUUCCCAACCCCAGAACAGAACUUCAACCAAGAUACCCUCAAACAGCUGGAGUUCCAGGAACGGAUCAUUAAGGAAUCUCAACGACUGAUGCCGGUGGCCUUCAUUCUAGGAAGAGCGGCACAGCACGAUAUUCAGCUAGAUGACUAUGUGUGUCCCAAGGGAACAAUUUUCAUUUUGAACCUCUUCGAGAUGCAACGGCGGAAAGAGUUCUGGGGUGAGGAUGCGCAUGAGUUCAAUCCGGAUCGGUUCCUGCCAGAGAAUAGCAAAAAUAGGCAUCCAUAUGCUUACGCACCCUUCAGUGCGGGACCUAGGAGUUGUAUAGGAAGUCGCUACGCCAUGAUGUCGAUGAAGACGCUGCUGACCGAACUCCUGCGCAACUACAAAUUCACCACCGACAUCAAGUACGACGAAAUUCAGUUCAAGUUUAAGGUUUCCCUUCACCUGGCCCAUCCGCAUCGUGUUUUCCUCGAGCCACGAAAUCUCUAUGGAGGAAGCAAAUAAAAUCACAAAACACAGUCCAGUUUUGCGUUUUUGCCAAUAUUUGUAUGUGUAUUUGUGUAUGCAAUAAGUUAACGUCUAUCAAUCAAUACCUUUAUGUUACCAAAUAAAAAGUUACCUACUUCCACCGAAA
This is a messenger RNA of Uranotaenia lowii, 3963 nucleotides long. RefSeq lists its product as uncharacterized. NCBI's taxonomy places the organism in Eukaryota, Metazoa, Arthropoda, Insecta, Diptera, Culicidae. Gene Ontology annotation, molecular function: monooxygenase activity; oxidoreductase activity, acting on paired donors, with incorporation or reduction of molecular oxygen; heme binding. The coding region runs from base 15 to 3833 and encodes 1272 amino acids. The transcript is spliced from 13 exons. The record is from RefSeq and is a predicted model, not a curated record.